GGGGUGGGACGCGACAGCUGCGGGGAUCCGGGGCGGGAGCGGGAAGUUGCGAAAGCGGCAGGCUCGGAUCGCGAGCCAUGGACAUGGACGCGGCCCCGGCCGGCUCCGGCUCCGGCUCCGGCUCCCCGGCGGGCCCCGAGCGGGAGGCGGUGCCGCUGGUGGCGCUGAACUUCGCGGUGCGGCGGCGGCUCGGGCUCUACCUCAACCCGCGCGCCCCGGUGGCCGCCGACUGGACGGCGCUGGCCGAGGAGCUGGGCUACGAGUACCUGGAGAUCAAGCACCUGGAGGCGCAGCCCGACCCCGCCGCCCGCCUGCUGGAGGACUGGCAGGGCCGCUGCCCCGGCGGCGCCACCGUGGGCCGCCUGCUGGCGCUGCUGCGGGCGCUGGGCCGCCACGACAUCCUGGCCGACCUGGGCGGCCGCAUCGAAGAGGACUGUAAGAAGUACCUACAGAGGAAAGAGCAGCCUCUUCAGGUGCCAGCAGUAGACAGCAGUGUCCCGAAGACAUUAGAGAUGUCAGGCAUCACGACCAGAGAUGAUCCUUACGGGAACACACCAGAGCUGUUUGAUGCCUUCAUCUGUUACUGUCAAAAAGACAUUCACUUUGUCCAAGAGAUGAUCAGAGAGCUGGAACAAACGGAAUUCAAGCUGAAGCUGUGUGUGUUUGAUCGGGAUGUCCUGCCAGGAUCGUGUGUGUGGUCCAUCACUAGUGAGCUUAUAGAGAGACGGUGUAGGAAGAUGGUGGUUGUUAUUUCAGAUGAUUACCUAGACAGCAAUGAAUGUGAUUUCCAGACCAAAUUCGCUCUUAGCCUUUCCCCAGGUGCUCGCCACAAACGGCUGAUUCCCGUCAAGUGCAAAUCCAUGAAGAAUGAGUUUCCAAGCAUCUUGAGGUUCAUUACGGUCUGUGACUACACUAAUCCCUGCACCAAAAAAUGGUUCUGGAUAAGACUGGCAAAAUCCCUCUUGCUUCCAUGAGACAAAGCUAUAUAAGCUAGGUGCCUUUUGAUCCUGCACAGCUGUGCCUUCAGAAAAAAAGAAACUCUAACUUCCAGGUGUAGUCUACACAGUCUUUCAACACGUUAGAACUUUGAUCCUUGCAAUAUUGUGCCUGGGGCCUGCAACAGAUACACAAGUGAUAUCUGAAGGGGGGCUUAAUUGCAUUAAAUGGGGAGUUAAUUGCAGUAAAGGGACCACAAUGCACUUCUCCAGGUGGGUAACUUGAAAUGAACAAAGCCACAAACCGUCAAUGUUGUACACAACUUUUAUAUGGUUUUAAACACCAUUACAGGGCUCCUGUAGUGGUAUCUGGGGAUUGUCAGGUGAAUAGUUUCUCUCUUUAAUUCCUGGUGAAAUCUGAUGGCUGGUUACUGACCUGUGUGAAAUGAGUUUGGGGGUCUCAGUCUGGUUCCUAGUGGACAAAUGACAAAUGCCAUGAUACUGGCACCUUGGUUGGUAGAGAGGCCAAGGAUUGAACUAUCCUUUUGUUCCCUAGAGGCAACCCCUCCAGAUCCGAGUUGUAGCACACUAGAAGGGCAGGUUCCAUUGCUGCUGCCCAGAUUGUACCUGCUCUCUGGCUGUACGGACAACUUCAAUCUCCAGGACACUCUUUGUAUUUAAUGAGCAGCACAUUUACUUAAACAUCGUUUAACUGUCUAAAAGAAAUUAACUGAUCUCCCAUUAUUUUUAGCAAUAUCUGACUCCUGAGUGACUUGACGUGACUCUUGACUGAAGUGAGUUUAUUUUCUUUUUAAUAUUUUUUUCUCAACCUUGGUCUUUUAAAACAUUUUAGGUCAUAUUCCAACCUAUUUAGAGAGUUAGUUACUCAUUUAACUCCACUAUUGCUGACAUCCUCUGAAACAGCCUUCCGACCUUGACCAACGAUUGGUUCUUCGUUAAAAGCAAAAGCCAUAGAGAAAGUCAUACUAAAUAAUGAGGGUGCUGUUUGUAGCAUGUCUGUCUGUCUGUCUGUGCACAUGUCCCAUUUAACUAAGUGAUCGCUCUUACAUCAGCACUGGGAAAUCAUAGAUCCUGUAAUGUUUACAACAGAUCAGUCUCACAUCGAUGGCUCAGUCUUGGAUUUGUAUUGAAGGAUUGAACCUUAAUACACAAGGUGCUGAAUACCUUCAGCUUCCAUUGACUUGAAUGGGAGAAUUGAGCUAAGAACUUUCUAGGAGCAGCCCCUAAAUCAUUUGGCCUCUAAGAAUCUCACAGAACACACUGGCUUUAGAAUGUCCCAAAACCAAAAGGAUAAGUGUCUGACAAAGAAUGCCUUACAUUAUAGAUCAGACCUACGUAAAAACAAAUAGUAAUGUGUUAAUAUGAACAUGUAUGUUUUAAUUAAUAUAUUAUGAUACUGUGAUUGAUUAAUCAGUAUACUUUAAAUCUAAAAGAAUCCCCAGUUGCUUGCAUGAAUGAGGUUAGGAGCACCACUGUUGUUGCUGUAGUUGUAUGCAUUGUGUGAAUCUUGACCUCAGAAGCUCUGUAUGAUCCAGCCCUUAUGGAAACUUGGGGGGGGGUUAUUUUAAAACAGGGGUUUGGUAAGUGUUUACUUUCCAAAGCAAUGUGGUUUCCCUGUGCCUACAUAUCUGUAUUUGCUUGAGUUGCUGCAGGUUGGUUCGUUCCUUCAGCCACUGAUUUGCUGUGGAUUUUGGCUCUUAAAAGGAGUCACUCAUGUACAUUUUCAAACAAUAGCCGAUCAUCAGUUUCUUGACUAUUCAUUGCAAUAUUAACUGUGUUGAGUUCUUCUGUUAGAAAUGUCUGUGUCUGAGUGUCUUUAAAGGACAUUAAUGUCUACCCAUAAGCUGUUGCUAUACGUUUUACCAACUUCUUUUUGCCCACUAGGUCUCUUGUAAUAGACAAGCCAGCCUUAUUGUUGUGAACCUCAAUUACCUGAAGCUUGUUAAUGCUCUUAGCAUCUGUGCUGGGGAACACUUUUGGAUGGGCCUGCAAAACACACUUUUUGCCAUCUCUCCCAUUAACAUAGUGGUCUCCUCUACUCUGAUGAGAUCACCCUGCAUAGGUCUGUCCUGAGGAUGUUGUGGGAAUUAGUGAGAGAACUCUGGGGAAACCCCCAAACUUAACGGCUCUAAAUGGAUAUAAAUGUAUCUCCCAGUCCUCUUGUCCUCUGGCCCUUGGUGCAGAAGUGGAGCACAGCUGCUUAUCUUGGGAUUCCUGCAUCGUUUCUAAAUGUCAAUUAUAUAAAUAACCUGGGGUUCUGAGGACUGCUAGGUCCCCAGCCAUUGUAGGGAAUUGGAUUGAUUUUUUUUUGCUGAAUAUUAGCACUUCCAUAGUGUUUUACAAACAUGAAUACACCAGCGGUGGGAUUGAACCAGUUAUGUUUGGAUCUAAAAGCAUGAGCUUCUGUUGAAUGACUAGGUCUAUUAACUCCGAAGGCUGUAGCAGAAACACGAAACUCUUCAUGGUCUAGCCACUGGGGGGGUACAGUGAGCCACACUUACACACACGACUGUUAGUGAAUUACACCUCCUAAUCCUGCAGGCUGGCAGGGGAAACUUGUCCCCAGUUCAUAGCGGGGAAACAGGCACAGAAAGUUUAAGUGACUUAUCCAACAUUGCACCAUCUGGAACUCACAUUCCCUGACUCCCCGUGUCCUGUUUUAAGUAGGAAAUGUUUAGCACAGAUAUUGAACUCUUUGGCAGAGACUAUAACUUUACAACAUGUUUGUACAGUGCUGUCUGUGGUGGGCCCUGAUCUCUGGUUUGGGCCUAUAGCUGCUCCAGCAAUGCAAAUAAUAAAAUCAUACUAUACUGUAUUCAUAUUUACUAGGUGGUUAAAUGAUAGAUGAAUAUCUCUGCUCUCUGAAUAGAGAAGAUGCUGCUUUUGCAAGGAAAGAAACAGCAGCAUCUUCAUCAUUUCUAGUUCAUCCAAACAUACCCAGAUGAAUUUACCAUUUCAAAUAACCAUCAAAGACCUCAUAUUGUCACCUAAUCUCUCCUUGCCUUGGUUUCUUCACCGCUAUGUCUCAGAAGAAAGCUGCUGUUCUUUAUAAAUGCAAAGUAUUGUUAAUGAAUGAGAUGUGCAUGUACUCAGCUUUUUAAAAUCAAGUCAAAAGUUCUUAAGUAGGCUAAAAUAACUCUAUUGGGGUUAGAGGUAGUAAACCCAGAAAUAGAAGGUCUGGAGGUUUAAAGAAGUACUUCUGUAAUAUACUGUAUGUCAUGGGUCCCCAGACUUUUUAUGUCAUGCUGUCCCUUAUGUUAUCUGUCCGUGCCCCUCCUGAGGGUUGGGAGCCAAGGCUGCGGCUGGAGCUGCAGCUGGGGUCAUGGCUGGGAGUGGGGGCGGGCUGGAAGCUGGAAGCAGGAGCCAUGGUUAGGAGAGGAGCCAGGCCAUGGUCGGGGGUCAAAGCUGAGUCUGGAGUGGAGCUGGGGUCAGAGCGUGGCCGGGUGGUGCUCCCUCCCAACCCCUUGUGGGGGCUGGCCCUGGCCCCGCUGCACCCCCUGAAUGUUUCUCCAUGCCCCCCUAAAGGGGCACGCCUCACAGUUUGAGGACUGCUGCUGUAUGCUAAAGUAACCUCAAGAUCCUAUGCACUUCUGAAUUCGUCAUAAAUCUGUUCUGAGUGUGACAUCUCCUUAAGUCAUAAAAUCUUAUUUAUCCCAAAUGCAAUUAAAUUGCAAUGGAGUGUUUCUUUCCCCUUCCACCUCUUCCUGUGCAGACGAAGAGCCAAAUCCUCAAUGUGUUUUUAAAAAAUUACCCACAAAUGAUGUUGGUUACAUUGUAUUUUUUUAUCUCACUUUAAAACAAUCAGAGCUGUGCUUGUUAAUAUCAAAACAUUCAUUUGUAUAUUUGCAUUAUUUUUUGUCCAUUCUGAUGUCCAGCUUUUGAAGGACAUACAUGUUUUAUAUCAACUGUUCCACUGGUUGGUUCUUUUUAAAAAGUUUUCCUACUUUUGAAAUUGUGCCAAAAAUAAAGACUGAAGAAAAGCAACAGGA
This is a messenger RNA of Dermochelys coriacea (leatherback sea turtle), 4945 nucleotides long. RefSeq names its product MYD88 innate immune signal transduction adaptor (gene MYD88). The transcript is spliced from 5 exons. Gene Ontology annotation, cellular component: plasma membrane. Gene Ontology annotation, molecular function: TIR domain binding; Toll-like receptor binding. Bases 78 to 974 code for a protein of 298 amino acids. Gene Ontology annotation, biological process: innate immune response; Toll signaling pathway; MyD88-dependent toll-like receptor signaling pathway. The record is from RefSeq and is a predicted model, not a curated record. NCBI's taxonomy places the organism in Eukaryota, Metazoa, Chordata, Testudines, Dermochelyidae.